Molecule: messenger RNA, 1536 nt
Organism: Lodderomyces pseudojiufengensis
Lineage: Eukaryota; Fungi; Ascomycota; Pichiomycetes; Serinales; Debaryomycetaceae
Gene: FCY21
Product: purine-cytosine permease
Exons: 1
Coding region: 1-1536 (511 amino acids)
Biological process (GO): transmembrane transport; cytosine transport
Cellular component (GO): plasma membrane; fungal-type vacuole membrane
Molecular function (GO): nucleobase transmembrane transporter activity
Source: RefSeq, a predicted model, not a curated record
AUGAGUGAUGAAAAAAAUAUUGCCAUAAGUGGUGAAAAAGCUUAUUCAUAUGAUGAUAUAGAUCAUCCAAGCACUGGAUCUACUUCAGAUGCUGAAGUUUAUCAUACAAAAGUAAAUUUCAUUGAUAGAUGGGCUACAAAGUUAAGAGCCGAAACCAAAGGUAUUGAUAUGGUAACUGAUGAGGAAAAAACAGAAGAUUCUUUAUGGGAUGCUGCUACUAUGUGGUUAUCUGCAAAUUUAGUUAUUGCAACUUUUUCAUUAGGUGCUUUAGGUAUUACUGUUUUCCAAUUAGCUUUUGGUCAAGCUGUUUUAGUCUGUAUAUUUUUCACUGCUUUAGGUGCUUUUACCGUUGCCUAUUUUUCAUGUUUUGGUCCUGCUUCUGGUUUGAGACAGAUGGUCUUAUCAAGGUUUUUAAUUGGUGAUAUUACAUGUAGAAUUUUUAGUUUUAUUAAUGUUAUUGCUUGUGUUGGUUGGGGUGCUGUGAAUAUUAUGGCAUCUGCUCAAUUGUUACAUAUAGUUAAUAAUGGUGCUUUACCUCCAUGGGCUGGUUGUUUAAUUUUAGUUUUAUGUACUAUUGUUGUUACAUUUUUUGGUUAUCAUGUAAUCCAUAUUUAUGAAAAAUGGUCUUGGAUUCCAAAUUUAAUUGUUUUUAUCGUUAUCAUCGUUAGAUUUGCAAUGAGUGGUAAAUUUCAUAGUGCUGGAUUUGAAGGUGGUCAAACUACUGCAGGUAAUGUUUUGAGUUUUGGUGGAACAAUUUUCGGUUUUGCUACUGGUUGGACUACUUAUGCUUCAGAUUAUACAGUUUAUCAACCAAGAAAUGCUAAUUUAACAAAGAUCUUUUUUUCAAUCUUUUUGGGUUUAUUUUUACCAUUAGUUUUCAUUUUAAUUUUAGGAGCUGCAUGUGCAACUGGUAUUAAAAGUGAUGCAAGAUGGGCUGAACUAUACGAAACUAAUUCAGUUGGUGGUUUAGUCUAUGCCAUCUUAGUCGAGGAUUCAUUACAUGGGUUUGGUCAAUUCUGUUGUGUAAUCUUAGCUUUAUCAACAGUUGCCAAUAACAUUCCAAACAUGUAUUCAAUGUCAUUAAGUGCUCAAAAUUUCUGGAGCCCAUUAGCUAGAAUUCCAAGAGUUGCUUGGACUAUCGCUGGUAAUGGUGCAACUUUAGCUAUUUGUAUUCCAGCUUAUUAUAAAUUCGAAUCAGUUAUGGAAAAUUUCAUGAAUUUAAUUUCUUAUUAUUUAGCCAUUUAUGAAUCAUUAAUGUUAAGUUCACAUUUAAUAUGGCACAAGGGUAAUUUCAGAGCUUAUCCAUAUGAGAGAUAUCUUGAUAAACAGGCUUAUCCAAUUGGUUUAGCUGGAACUUUUGGUUUCUGUUGUGGUGUCGCUGGUGUUGUUAUUGGUAUGAAUCAAACUUGGUAUUCAGGUGUUGUUGCAAAACAAAUUGGUGAAUUUGGUGGUGACAUUGCUUUCGAAUUAGCUUUUGCCUUCGCGUUUAUUGGUUUUAACGCCACAAGGUAUUUUGAGUUAAAGUACAUAAGGUGA